Hyalella azteca is the source of this 3004-nucleotide messenger RNA. It is a transcript of the gene Tmem43, whose product is annotated as transmembrane protein 43 homolog. Gene Ontology annotation, cellular component: nuclear inner membrane. Gene Ontology annotation, biological process: nuclear membrane organization. NCBI's taxonomy places the organism in Eukaryota, Metazoa, Arthropoda, Malacostraca, Amphipoda, Hyalellidae. The record is from RefSeq and is a predicted model, not a curated record. The transcript is spliced from 8 exons. The coding region runs from base 304 to 1419 and encodes 371 amino acids.
GGAAAACUAAAAUUGAGACUUGAGUGAGUCAUUUGCUUUCAAAUGGAGGGUUGGAGGCCAGGAAUAAGAUUAACCAUUAAUAUUUAUGAAGAUGAUCUAAGACUAAAUACAGUAAUAAUCUAGAAUACUUAAAUCCAGAUGACCCAUUGAGUCCUGUCAAGUUUCAUGUUUUGAUUUUUAAAUAAUUUUAACUAGGUACUCAACAAGACUUGCUUGAACAGAAAGUUUUCAUGCUGUAAUCAAUGUAGUGAGUGCACUUCCACUUCAUUCUGAAUUGUUCAGUAUAAUUGAAUUUUUCUCAAAAUGCGGAUUUCAUCAAUGAAUCACAUCUGGAGUGUGGUGCAAACGUCCUACUCACGGUUAGCUGUGGGAUGUCUUGUGCUGCUGUUGGCAGUCAUCCUGCUGGUCUGGAAUGAGACCAAUGCAGUGCAAAUGACACGCAGCCUGGAUGAGGGCCAGCAUCUGGUGGUGCCCCUGGCAUCAGCUGAUGCAGUUGCUGCUGAGCAUGAUGGCAAGGUAGUGCACGUGUCAGGGGAGCUGGUGACGUCGCCGCCCCUGCGAGACCUGCUCUAUGGCGUCGAGAUCGACGCCGUGCGUCUCAAGCGUCGUGUCCAGAUGUACCAGUGGAUCGAAGACCCCAACGAAGGGCUGGAUGUGGAGAUUUCUCCCGGUGACGCCUCGCCCCUCCGCCCGCCCGCCCCCUCCUACUCCACCGCUUGGAAGGACAAGCUGGUCGACAGCGGUCUCUUCAGCGUGCCAUAUGGCCACGACAACCCAACGUCGUUCCCCCUGCAGUCGGAAAUCCAGACGGCGGAGACCGUGAAGAUCGGCAACUACUUGCUGUCUUCGGAGAUCCUGGAGACCUUCACGAAGUUCGAGCCGUUCUCAGGGGACGAGGAGCCCAGCGGAGGGGACGUGAAGCUGCACGCGGGCAUGUACUACCACACCAGCGACAUCUUCAGUCCUCGUGUGGGGGACCUCAGGGUCCAGUUCUACUACGCCGGCCACGCCAGCACUAGCUACUCCAUCGUUGGUACGCUGGAGGGCUCCACCAUCAAGCCGUACCGCAGCUCCGGGGGGCAGGAGCUCGUGCUGCUGCAGGAGGGCACGCAGGGCGCUGACGCGGUGCUGGCGACCCACCAUAAACGUGCCUCACGUGCCGCGUGGGGCCUUAGACUCGUGGCCUUCACCCUCCUCUGCGCCGCCGUCGCCCUCCUGCUGCCCCUCCUCCAGGUUCUUGCGUGCGCGUGUGGUCUACCUCGUGACACCGGCGGGGGGUCGGGAGGCCGCCUGACGGUGAGCCUCGCGGCGACGCUGAACCUGGCGGUGGUGGCGGGGUGUUGGUGUCUCGACCGCCCCCUGCUGGCCCUGAUGCUUGGGGUGCUGGCUCUCUACCCCCCCGUCAAGUGGGGGUGGUGAGGAGGCACCCUCAUCCAAGCAGCUACCCUCAUCCAAGCAGCUACCCUCAUCCAAGCUGCUACCCUCAUCCAAGCUGCUACCCUCAUCCAAGCAGCUACCCUCAUUCAAGCAGCUACCCUCAUCCAAGCUGCUACCCUCAUCCAGGCAGCUACCCUCAUCCAGGCAGCUACCCUCAUCCAGGCCGCUUUACCCUCAUCGCUGAAUCAACUCACGUGUUCACGUUUGGUCGCCUUAUUCACCUCCCACUCCUAGUUUUGUCCUCGCGCCAAUGAUGGAAGUAAAUCUUUGAUUAUCCAUGCCGAUCUCAUCUUAUUCUUAGUAUCAAAUGAGGGCUUUUACACAUUCGUUGUUUUAUAUAGUAAUUAAAAAUAGUAAUUAAAAGAAGAAAUAUACUAGUCAUACGUUAUUCAUGAUGCUGUUUACUAUUCAUUACGUUAAUCUUGAUGCUGUUCACUAGUCAUUAUUUAAUCAUGAUGCUUUUUAUUAGUCAUUACCGUAAUUAUUACUUAGAACUCAUCUGAUGAUGCAUUCCAGUGUUUAAAUUGUAUCCGCUAUCGUGACCGAAUGAUUGAGAUUACUAAGUUUGGAGCAGUGAGUUGCGGGUUUGGACCCGCAGCUAGCUGUGGAGCUUGUGUGAUGCCAAAAAUGAGUAACCGGCCAGGCAGGCCUAAUCUUCAACACCAACCCCGCAUUCAUAUUUUUCAUUUUUUAUUAUAAACGCAUUCUUUAUAACUCGUACCAAAUAUGUAAUCUGCACGAAUUUCUUCAAUACUUUUUCUCUCAGGCAAACUAAAACUGAUGUAUAAUUUGCAUCUAAGCAAUAAGGUAUUUCUGUGUCAUAAUUCAUAACAAUUUUAAGUACAAGUUCAUUCCUAGUCAAAACGUCUAGAUGCUUUUAAUUGUGAUAUUUAUACAAAUGCAUUAGUUUUUGAUGAGCUCUUGUCUUAUUUAAUAGUUAUGAUAGUUUAAAGUCGCACCUAUGUUCAUCAUGCUGCGAGGUCGUCGUUGACUAAUCGAUCUCUAGUUCUUUGUUAUUAAUGAGUUUUAUAGAGCUUGCACGUAAGUUCCUUAUCAAUUUCAGUGUUUACUGUAAUUUGUAGUCGAUCAACAUCGUGCAUAUUUUAUAGCCCCUAUAACAGCGCUUCCCAACCUGGGAGUUAUCAAUUCCUGGGGUAAAUUAACUCUUAGGGUAAAAACUAUUUUUCUUGUAAUUCACCUGUACGUAGAAUUAUUCCAACCCUUGUAGAUAUAUCCUCUUGGGAGUAACUUUGUCUUUGAGGUACCUCAUUCAACUCUUAUGGUAAUUAACCUCAUCAACUCAUGGGUACUUUAUUUCUCUCGUUCUCUGUGAUAAUGGUGGAGUGAUGGUAUAUUCUAUCUGCCCACAGAGGGAAGGAGGAACGUUUGAGCGAGGUGUCGGUGGUAGGACAUCACAUACUUAUUCAGUUCUUGUGGCAUAAUACGCUUAAUAGCACGUAUAUUGAAGCAUAUAUAUGUAGCACGUAUAUCCACGCGACAUUUAUUCUCGCUUCAAAUCGCCGACAUGUGGAACAGCCUCCCCAAUGACAUCGUUGGCGCUCCAAGU